CCUGACCGCCUCUCCGUGCUGAAGCAGGCGCCGGGCACGUCCACGGACCCGCUGCUGGCGAAGCUCGUGGCCGACAAGAUCAGCAAGAUCGAGUCCGAGGCCAAGCCGCGGCAGUCCCAGGCUGAGGAGGCGCUCCGCAACGCCUCGGGCGUUUGGCGGGACGCAUCGCUGAAACACAAGCAGGCCGUCAACGCCGCGGUUGAGGCCCAGGACAACCUGGCCAAUGCGCAGCAGCGCGAGCGCGAGACGGCGCUUACGCUCGCCAAGGCAGAGGCCGCCCGCCGCCUCUCGGCCCAGGGCAUGGCCAAGGAGUUGGGCAUCACGCCAGCGAGCGAGGUGAAGGAGGUGCUUUUCGAGGUCAAGAUCGACGAAGCGUUCUUCCACCAGGCCGAUGACCUGGACAUCGAGGCGUCAGACCGCCAGGCGCUCAAGGGGCUCGAGCAGGAGCUCAGGGGCGCCAAGAUGCACAUGGGCGGCAAGCGCGCGGAGGUCAAGUCGCGGCAGAAGCGCACGACGGCGCUGCGCCAGGAGAUCGACGAGCGCCUG
This is a messenger RNA of Prorocentrum cordatum, 546 nucleotides long. NCBI's taxonomy places the organism in Eukaryota, Dinophyceae, Prorocentrales, Prorocentraceae. The record is from the annotation of a GenBank genome assembly.